Andrographis paniculata is the source of this 1897-nucleotide messenger RNA. RefSeq names its product cytochrome P450 736A117-like. Gene Ontology annotation, molecular function: monooxygenase activity; oxidoreductase activity, acting on paired donors, with incorporation or reduction of molecular oxygen; iron ion binding. The coding region runs from base 124 to 1638 and encodes 504 amino acids. Lineage: Eukaryota; Viridiplantae; Streptophyta; Magnoliopsida; Lamiales; Acanthaceae. The transcript has 2 exons. The record is from RefSeq and is a predicted model, not a curated record.
CUUCGAAUUACUACUACUCAUUGAUGUUGCCUCAACUUAUUUAUUCAUUUCAAGUAACACUGAGCUUGACAAGCUCGUCACCACUCGCAUUUUGGGAACUAAGCCGUUUCUUAAUUUUCCGCCAUGGAUGGAUUUCUUCUCUUCAAUCCUUUCAUAUAUUUCCUCACCGCCGCAUCAUUGGUGUGGUUCGUCCUCAAACGGCGCCGUACAACUCAGCAUCAGGGCCUGCAGCCUCCGUCGCCGCCGAGGCUGCCAGUCUUGGGUAACCUUCACCACCUCAGCCCGCUGACCCACAGGAGCUUCCACGCCUUGGGCGCCAAGUACGGCCCGAUCAUGCUGCUCCACUUCGGCACCCUGCCGGUGCUCAUCGUCCAGUCAUCGGCCGCCGCCACCGAAAUCAUGAAAGCCCAGGAUCUCGCCUUUGCCGACAAGCCGGAGUGGAAGACUAUGAAGAAAAUGUUCUACAACCUCAAGGACAUAUCCCUCGCCCCUUAUGGGGAAUACUGGCGGAAACUUAAAAGCAUUUGCAUUCUGCAGCUGCUUAGCAGCAAACGGGUGCAGUCUUUCCAUUUCAUCAGGGAGGAAGAAACUGCCCUUUUGGUUGAGAAGAUCAAGGCCUGCAGCCGCAGCCCUGUCAAUUUGAGCGAGAUGUUUGCCUCGUUGACGAACGACGUCAUCUGCAGAGCAUCCUUUGGAAGGAAGUACAGCGAAGGGGAAGAGGGAAAGAGGUUUCUGAAUCUGUUAGCACAGGUAAUGCAGCUGGCGGGGAGUAUGAACAUCGGGGAGUUUGUUCCCUGGCUGUGGUGGAUUGAUAGCGUGACGGGAUUCGACAGGAGAGUCGACUGGGUUGCUAAGGAAGUGGAUGAGUUCUUGGAGAUGGUAAUUCAAGACCACCUGAAUGCAAGAAGAUUGGAAGAGAUUGGUAAGUCUGGUGGCGCCGCAAAAGAAGACAGCUUUGUUGAUAUUUUGCUCAAUAUUUAUGCGGACAAAAUGAUCGACAGAGACGGGAUAAAGGCCAUUAUCCUGGAUGUGCUCGCCGGGGGGACUGAGACGGCUGCAUCAGUGCUGGAAUGGACGAUGACGGAGCUCCUGAGACACCCGAAUUUGCUUAACAAGUUGCAAUCUGAAGUGAGGAAUAUCCUGAAAGACAAGAAUCACAGCAUAACCAAUGAUGACUUGGAUCAAAUGCAUUACCUGAGAGCAGUGGUGAAGGAAACUCUGCGCAUUCAUCCUCCACUUCCAUUGUUGGGUAGAGCAUCGCGACAAGACGCCACAGUGAUGGGAUACAGCAUUCCUGCUCGGAGCAGGAUCCUUGUUAAUGCUUGGGCGAUCGGUAGAGAUCCUGCAUCUUGGGAUGAACCCGAAAAAUUUAAGCCCGAGAGAUUCUUGAACAGUUCAGUAGACAUCAAGGGUGUCAAUUUCGAGUUGAUUCCCUUCGGAGCAGGAAGAAGGGUAUGUCCAGGAAUUGGAUUUGCCAUGGCAAGCAUCGAACUUGUGUUAGCUAAUGUUAUGCACAAAUUUGAAUGGGAAUUGCCCGAGGGGACACAUUGGGAGGAGUUGGACACCAUAGAACAACCUGGUGUCACUACUCACAGGAAGACUCCUCUUUUGGCUGUUGCAACUGAAGCUCGAUUCUAGAAAUUAAUUAAGCACUAUGAUCUAUAUGUAUAUUUGUUCCAAAAUAAAGCUUAUGUAAAAACACUGGUAAAAUAAGCACACACAAAAAUGUUUAUCCAGUUCGGCUUGAAAAUGGAGGAACAUGGUUGUUACUCACAGGGGUCCUCUGGGCCUCAUUUGAAUCGCCAUCACCUUCAAAUUCCUCAUCAACUGGAUCAUUCUCUGGCAUAUAUGUAAGAUCAUGCACUCAGCAUCAAGUCCAUUUCAGAUCCAUGAGAUG